Geosmithia morbida is the source of this 2286-nucleotide messenger RNA. RefSeq names its product TBC1 domain family member 5. Gene Ontology annotation, molecular function: GTPase activator activity. Gene Ontology annotation, biological process: activation of GTPase activity. The annotation marks the transcript as partial. The transcript has 5 exons. Lineage: Eukaryota; Fungi; Ascomycota; Sordariomycetes; Hypocreales; Bionectriaceae. The record is from RefSeq and is a predicted model, not a curated record.
GAGAGAUGGCGGGCUGUGAAGCCAUACAUAGACAGCCAUGCUGACCUUCGACGCUCUGUCAAGUCCGAUGGGGCCUCGAAUCCGUGCGUAGCUGGCCUUCGCUCAGUCUGCUGGAAGAUCUUCCUCCUAUCCAAGGAUCAAGGCGAUGGGUGGAAGACUGCGCUUCACCGCGGCAGAGAUGAUUACUCCAGGCGACGCGAUGAGUUCCUCAAGUACAUCAAACAUCCCGAGGCUCUGGCUGAGUUAGCUGUCGACCCUCUGGCAGAUGAGCCCAACUCGCCCUGGGACACGGCCCGGCACGACGGGGCUGUUCGCGCUGAGAUUCAGCAAGAUGUCCAGCGGUUGCCUGAUGAAGUCAACUACCAUGAUGGCGGCAUCCAAACAUUGAUUCUCGAUGUCUUGUUUGUCUACUGCAAGUCCUACCCGGAUCGCGGGGGCUAUCGCCAGGGCAUGCACGAGAUUCUGGCGCCCAUCGUCCAUGUCCUCGAGACGGACAGCAUCGAUGCUACGGCGUCUGGCGGAGCUGCAUCCGUUGACGAGGAGUUGGUGGAACUGGUUGAUGCGUCGUUCCUCGAGCACGAUGCCUACAUCAUAUUUUCUUCCCUGAUGGAGAACGCACAGUCGUUCUAUGCCGUGGGCGACGCGGCUGCUAAGACCCAGCCUGGAGCAAUGUCAUCCCGAGAACAGCAAACGUCCUCGAUAGUGGAACGGAGCAAGUUCAUCCACGAAGUCUGCCUGCGAAAAGUUGACCCCGAGCUUGCAUCGCAUCUCAUCAACGUCGAGAUCCUCCCGCAGAUAUUCCUCAUACGUUGGGUCCGGCUUCUAUUCAGCAGGGAGUUUCCCUUCGAGCAAGUGCUGGUACUCUGGGACACAAUACUGGCUGUCGACCCAUCCUUGGAGCUUAUAGACCUGAUAUGUGUGGCCAUGUUGAUCCGAAUUCGCUGGCAGUUGCUUGAGGCAGACUACUCGGUUUGCCUACAGCUUCUGCUCAAGUACCCACCUCCAAGCGGUCCGCUGGGGCCACACGAAUUUGUGGAUGACGCAGAAUAUUUGAGGAAUCACCUGAAUACAACGGGAGGUGCGACGCUGAUUAUGAAGCAUACGGGGAAACUGCCCGGAGCAAUCAAGACGCCCGAGCCAUCGAGACCCUUGACGCCUAGCCUAGGUUCAUUCAGUAUCCUUCGCCAGCGGGCCAUGGGUGCUAGGUCGCCGCUCAGCUCCCCAGCAGCUUUCAUGAGCCAGCAAGGUGGCGUCGAAGCGCUGUUUCAGGGUGCAGCUAAGGGUGCCAAGGGGAUGCUGGAGAGGGGUGAGAAGCUCGGGAUCAACCAGGCGGUUAGGGACGCCAUGGGAGAGUUCCGGCGGAAUAUGCAAGGUCUUGGUGAGGCUAGGAGCCCGCAUCGCCUAUCGGGAGAGGUUCUCGACAGCGACGGAGGGGCAGCGGCUCUGGCGGCCAUGGAGAAACGCAAUCAGCAACUGGCCAUGAUGCUAGAUGACACGGUGACUAGCCUCAGGGCGAUAUCGGCGGCGGAUUUCGAGGACAAGGAAACGAGCCUUGAGCAGAUUGAGAUUGCGGCCGCCAAAUUGCAGUUUGUCAAGAUAUACUUGGAGGACUCCACAUUGGAUGUGCCAGCCAUGCAGCCCGGUGACGAGGCGGCUCCCGACGCAGCGGAGGCAUCGAGCAAUGCAGAAGGGAAGAAGGAAGCAGACGGGCAGGGCACGGCGGAUGAGGCUCAAGCUUCGUCGCCAAGUCUAGGCGAUGAUGCGCUUGAUACCGAUGCCAACGGCAACGCAUCCCAACCGGCGAAGGAGACACCGGCCGAGGUCAAGCCAACUGCGGCGAGGACCAUACCGAUCAAAAGGGCAGCGCAGUCAAGGGCAGCGCAAGUGGCACGAGGCGCGGUACCAGAGACGACGGAUGCGGCUGGAGGCUCUAUAUCGGCCGCGGCAUCAAAAGCAUCUGCGGCAGCGGGAAGCGGAGGUACAGCAGGCGUGGCAUCGCCAACCGAGGAGGCCAAGACGACUGCAAGGUCGACGCUCGCACAAUCGUCGUUCUCGUGGAUGCUGGAACCAGACGAGCCGGUAGCGUCAGCGGCGUCGUCGGUGGGGAGUAAAUCCGGCACGGUCAGCUCGCCGCCGGCAGCGACGCACAAGAAACGGUCGUCUAACGGGAUAAGCCGCGAGAGAAACGCGUUCCUGUUCGGUGACGGGCCGUCCGAGUCAACGGGGCAGGAUCCCCUAGGCAGGCGAGAUGACCUGUUCAGCAUGGAGCAGCUGGGCAAGAGGUAG